CAAUUCUGUCUGUUCGUACUUCCGGUUCUGUAAGUUGCCAACUCAAUGCUGAAAAUUUAGCAUCUGAGUGUGAGUAUUUAGAUUGAAGAGAGAAGGAGUCGUGGCUGCCGGUUCUGGAAUAGUGCAUGAACUGGCAAAGAACCAGUCUGUUCGGGGUGGAGGAUGCACUGAUUAUGUGGCUCAUGUAGAUCUAGAAAUCUAGGCCUCUACUUCUUGUCGAACUGGUCAAAGUUUGAAUUGAUCGAAGUUUUUGUAGGGUGGUGGUCUUGUAUUGUGCAGACGUGUCGAAAUCACUGUAAAUCAGUAGAGAUUUCUAAUUCUUGAAUAUAUCCAUCUUUUAACGUACAUUGAAUAGAAGCCUUUAUCUACUGGCUUUUCACUGAAGUACAUAAGAUCUAGUCUCUAGAUCUUGAUUUUUGGAGUGGGAAGUUCCAUCUUCAAAACCAGGUUGUUUACUCAAUAGCACUACAAAAGCCUUCACAAGAGUAGAGGAACUUGUUCUGGGAUUCUAACAGUUUCAUUUAACUGAGGACGAGAUUAGAAGCAAGCACGGAUCUCAGAAAAAGAAACAAGAAAAUGGACCUUCCCUCUGAAUACAGGGCGGGUACUGAUGAUGCCAAUAACAGCGGUACCAAAUCGAGUCAGAAAAGACGAAGCAAGGGGAACAAGAACCAGAAGGCAGCACAACCACAGGCUCCACAACAACAGCAAUAUUUUCAAGACUUUGGCAUGCAGAAUCCUCAGCCAUACAUGCAGAAUCCCGGGCAGCCAGAUAUGUUCUAUGGUGGUCAGGGCUUUGAUCAAGGUGCCUAUGGAGGUCAGAUGGCAGGCAUGCCUCAGUUUCCAGGUCAACAGCUCCUGAACGAUCCAAUGGCCAACAUGGCAAUGCAGUAUGGUCAGCAACUUGCAGGCCAGGGAAAGGAUAUAGUCAAUAAAAAUGUAGAAAAGUACAUCUCAUCUUCCAAGUUGAAAUAUUAUUUCGCUGUUGAUACUGCAUAUGUGGGGAAGAAGCUUGGUCUUUUACUCUUCCCAUUCACACAUUCGGACUGGUCGAUACGUUACAACCAAGAAGAACCAAUCGCACCAAGAUAUGAAAUCAAUGCUCCAGACUUGUAUAUACCUGUUAUGGCUUUCGUCACCUAUGUCUUGGUUGCUGGGAUGGUACUUGGAAUUCAAGAUAGGUUCACCCCAGAGCAGCUGGGCGUCCAGGCCAGUUCAGCUCUUGUGUGGCUCAUCAUAGAACUGGUGGCCAUGAGUCUCAGCCUCUACAUCAUGAACUUGAAUACAGAGCUCAAGUAUUUAGAUAUUGUUGCAUAUUGCGGAUACAAAUUUGUUGGAAUGACAUUCAGCUUACUAGCUGGUGCGGCAUUUGGAUCAACCGCAUAUUACUGUGUCUUGUUAUGGUUCUGCCUGUCUCUGGUGUUUUUCUUGAUGAGAACUCUCAAAGUUCAAGUAUUGCCACAUCAAGAUGAUGACGGAUUCACGCGUGGAGGCAAGCGCAGUUUGUACCUUAUUCUGUCAGUGUCUUUGGUGCAGCCGCUGCUCAUGUGGUGGCUCACGAGUUAUAUCAUGGUGUUCAGAAAAGUAUAAGUCCGUAACGUACCAUUCUGAUUUUGUUGUCCUUUCUUUUGGAAACUUUCUUUUUUUUUUUUUUUGCAUGUUGGAGACAGAAAGAGAAAUGUGUGUUUUGAUUGUUAUGUUUGGAGUGCUUUAUUUUGGAGGGUUUAAGGUGAGGAUCUCCUCACACUUAACGGUAUGUAUCUUUUUUACUCAUGGGUUUAAUGAUUUCAAAAAUGUGAAAUUUUCGUUUAUAAUCAGUAUUCCAUCUUUUGUUGACCAUUGAUUCAUAGAGAUUCAUAUUUCGUCCACCAACCGCUGUCAGGGUCUUGGGAAAUAUUGUUGAAAUAUUUGAGUCAUGUAUGAAACCAAUUCCUUCUGAUGUGACUUUUGGUUGUUUUGGUUGUCAUUCCUUUAGAUAUAUGUUUAUGCACAAGACUACGCUGAUGCUAGUUCAAGAGAUCUAAGUGUUGCACUCAGCAUGCAGAUAAGAGAAACAUUUGUUCAUACUUUUUCAUUCAUUUUAGGCAUAGGAUAUAGCUCUGCAAAUGCUCUGCUCUCUUAGAAAUAAUGGUAUAGUCUGACAAGCGUUGCUGCUUUGCACAAAAUUUGCGGGGUCUCUGUGCAUCCGUUCAAAUAUAACCUGAGGGAGUCAAUGUUAGAUUUAGCUAUUCUGACCGUAUUAUUAAUAUUUAUGUGGAUGCAUAUUAUGUCAAAAGACGAAGGUUGGCAAUUCAAUUUUUCAGUCUGUAUGAGCCUGGGGAUUAAAGCUGUUUGAAUGUGCUAAGGGCCGUACCUAUUUGUGUUGCAAAUGCUGUAAAACUAUUACUAAAACUAAAACAGAAAAUGUAUGGGACUAAUUUCGCCAUAAAAAUCGUAAGUUAUAGCAAUUACAGGGUGUGUGCAUUGUAUGUUUUCACAUUUUAUUCAUUACUUUUAUUAUUGUUUUCUUCUUGUAGAAGGUGUCUAUGUGUGACUCAAUGCAAACUGUUGUUUUUGUUUUUGGGGGGGGGGGGGAAGGUUUGUUUGUUUUAGGUUUCCUGUUCUAAGGGUGACUGAAUUAACUUUGACCUAAACGGCAUUUAUUAAAAUGUCUGCGGCACCUGCUGCAUCAAACGUAUCCUUUUGGCCAAGUGAGUGGAUAACCCAGUCUCCGAAAAGAAUGUAUUUUUAUUGAUUUUGCGUCAUCCCUUCUUGAAAAAUAAAACAAUAAAAGAAACAGAAUCUGGUCCUUUUUUUUUUACCGUUAUGUGGACCUGACUGUGUGAAAGCAACUUACUUUUAAAACAGGACUUGAUAGGGAGGAAAAAGGUUUUUUUGCCAUUGUUUUCGUGUCAAAUUUAGGAGAUCUGGAAAUUACAUGUCAUACAAUCACAUCAUGAUCAAUAUGGUUGUGGGUAAUGUCUUGAGUUCUGGUUGGGAGCAAGUGUUAAAACAAAAAGGUGGUCAUUUCUGUUUAAGUGUCAGGUUUUCUUAAGAAAUUUAAAGGUUUUCACUGAAUUUCAUUGUUUCCGGUUUGAAUGAGUUUUAUGUUUUAAUUGCAACAACUGUUCGAAGCAAAUGUAUUUACAUCUAGUCUCUCCUUGUAGAACUUUGUACAUAUAUUGUCAAUUUUGUUGAGACACAUUUGUCCCUGCUGAACUAUUCAUUGUCAGGGAUUGACAUCUUUUCGAGAUAAAGCACCAGCAAAGUUACAAAAGUGCUUCUUCCCUGUGAUCUCUUUUCUUUUGGUAUGUUUUUCAUCUUUCUUUUCCAUUAACACUGGGUUUCUAUUGCAAAUCAAGUAGAACAAAGUGACUCAGUUGUACUGACACAUCUGGUUGUGGCUCUAUUGCCUCAUUGUUGUUGCCUGUGUCUCUAUUCCAGUAAGAAGGGAAAAAGUACAAGAAAGAAAAAAGGCCUACUCCUUUGGUGACUUCAUGAACAAAUCUGAUCUGAAUUAUUAUUUGGACUUGUUAUAAUAUAAAGUCUGAAGUCAUUGAAUCAUAUCUUAAGUGAAGAAAAGGAGGAGUAGGGCAUGAAUCAACUAACAUAAAGGUACAAAGCAUGAAUGAGUUUAGUUUCACCCUGCUGUGUGUAAGCCUGUAAGGGUGGGAGUACAGUUUUGAGCUGACUCACAGAUAUGCCUAUUCAAUGAACUCUACUAAUUUUCUUUUUGCACUAGUUUUGGCAUAGAUCAUAAACAAAGCUUUUUAUUAUGUCAAGGGGCAGGGUGGGGGAUACUGAUUUCUUGUUACUUUACUGUUUUCUCGGUAUACGCAUAGGCUGUUUGAACACUUUAGCUGCUUUUGUAGCCUACAUAUUGGUGCCUAAUAUUGAUAUUUUGAAAGCUUUAAGAACUAGGAGCUAUUAUUUGCGGAAAGAAAAUAUUGGCUUGACGUGUAGAGAUUUAAAUGUUGCAUCCACAAUCCACAUAUAUGAUCCAUGACUUCCAUUCAUAUCUGAUUUAUAUCGUAUAAGCAUUGGUGCAUGUUUUGAGAGAAAGUGAAUAUAUGUAAAAUGAAAGUGGACCUUUUGCUGUUGAUGAUGAUUGAGAAAAAAGACUUGUUGGUAUUGAGAUGGGCCGUGUAUGUCAUGUCUUUCUUUUUUUCUGUUCAUUGAAAAAAACAGACAAGUUUUCUCUCACAGUCACUGAGUAAUAGAGAUUGUUGUGUAAGGACUGAUUAUAAUCACUGUAACUGUAAUUAAUCUAUUAUGUGUGCUACUUGUCACUGUCUUGUAAAAUUGUAAACUUUUGCCUGCAUGUGAUGUCAUUAAUUCUGUCACUCAUUAAAUACCGCCUGUAAAGUAAAG
Molecule: messenger RNA, 4350 nt
Organism: Aplysia californica (California sea hare)
Lineage: Eukaryota; Metazoa; Mollusca; Gastropoda; Aplysiida; Aplysiidae
Product: protein YIF1B-B
Exons: 9
Coding region: 577-1590 (337 amino acids)
Biological process (GO): endoplasmic reticulum to Golgi vesicle-mediated transport
Cellular component (GO): endoplasmic reticulum membrane; COPII-coated ER to Golgi transport vesicle; Golgi membrane
Source: RefSeq, a predicted model, not a curated record